UUAUAAAAGAUCCUCUUUGCAAAUACUAUGGACAAUCUUUCCUCUCAGCUACUUUUUAUUUGCAUAAUCCCCGUCAAACACUGACGCACAGAUUUAUAAAUAAAUGUUGUUAAUAUCUGUCAGCCUUCCAGGAACUCUGGUUACCUGUUUACAUGUUUCUAUGCUCACACACACAGUAAAGGAACUUCCUGUUUAUGGCCAGCUGUGCCCCACUGUAUCCUGACUGAGAGUCCGACCAGAUCCUGGCAUCUGAGCUCUGACCUCUAACCCUGGGGGGCCGGGGGGGCCGGCGGGGAGAAAAUGCGGUACACCACCCUCUUGGCCCUGCUGACUGGGGUCAUGCUGUACCUGGGGAUGGGAGCACUGGUUUUCAGCACCCUGGAGGCCCCCAAGGAGAGUUCGUCAUACGAAGACCUUCUGAGAACCAAGCAAACCUUCCUGGAUAAUAAUUCCUGUGUGACCGAGCUGGACUUCCACAAGCUGGUGAAGGGAGUGGUGUCUGCAGUGGACGCAGGCCUGGAUGUGAGCAGACUGUCCGGUAACUUCACCAGCCGCUGGGACGGACCCUCCGCCUUCUUCUUCUGUGGUACCAUCAUCACCACCAUAGGCUUUGGGAACCUGUCUCCUCGGACGUGGUACGGCCAGCUGUUCUGCGUGUGCUACGCCCUGGUGGGAAUCCCCAUGUUUGGCAUCCUGCUGGCUGGAGUGAGCGAUCACAUGGGCACCGUGCUGCGCAGAGCUGUGGCCAAGAUUGAAACCCUCUUUCUGAAACGUAUGGUCAGGCCGACCACCGUGCGCGUGAUCUCGGCGGUUCUCUCCAUCCUGAUUGGUUGUCUGAUCUUCCUCGCCGUGCCGACGGUCGUGUUCCAGAGGGUGGAGGACUGGUCCUUUCUGGAGUCUCUCUACUUUGUCGUCAUCACUCUCACCACUGUCGGCUUCGGAGACUACGUACCAGGUGGUGGUCGUGAGGACGGCUUGUUCUUCAAGCCUUUGGUGUGGUUGUGGAUAGUUUUUGGUCUUGCCUACUUUGCCUCCAUCCUCACCAUGAUCGGCAACUGGUUGAGGGUGCUGUCGAAGAGGACUCGCGCUGAGAUGGAGGAGUUGAGAGCCCAUGCCACAGACUGGACCCAGAACAUCCAGAACAUGUCCAUGGACUUCCGCAUCCCAAACCCUCUGGAGUUCAACGACCCCUUCCUCCUGCAGCGCCGGCGCUGGAAACGCAGCGAGCGCCGGCGCGUCCGUCGGGGAGCCGAGGGCACUCUGGGAUACUGGGCUGAAGUGGGACUUCAGAAUGGAUACCUGCCAAACCGCUGGGGCGGCCUCUCCAAUUCCAUGAGCCAGCUGGAGGCCCAUUCUUCUAUCGAGAGGGCGGUGGUGGCGAAGUCCAGGCCACGGAUCAGUGCUGUUGGAGGGGGAACAGUCCCGAGAGCAGGGCCUGGGCUGAGGGUCGACCCCACCGUGGGUCUGCACGUGGAGCGAAGGUCGUUUCCUCACCUGCUGGCCCGCUCGUUUUCCGUCCCGAUGGCCAUCUCCACCUCAAAGCUGAACGCGGCAGCUGCAGCCAUGCAGGGAGAAUCUCUGUCUGGAUCGGAGUCUCCAUAUGACUCCAGAUCAGAUGGCUCCUCGGUCUCCUCGUCCUUCCUGGCGCACCACCAGUUCCAGCCCUGCUGCACCAUCAGCACCAUGGAGAAGGGAGGAGUGAGAGCCGCAGACAUGGACGCAGUACAAGAGAAAUACAAACGGCUUCCAGCAGAGAAAUGGGGAUCUGUAGCAAACAUUACCUACAAACAAACACAUACCCAAGCCUUUCGCCCACGCUCCUCCCCUCCUUCCCCCAUUCUACCUCAAUCUCCGCCAUCAAUUAUCCUUCCCUCCCCUCCCCUCAACACAGCCUCCUCGGCCAGUUGCCAGCUACUGGAUUUUUUCGGGGAGAACCUAGCAUACAUAGACGAGUCCUCAGACACGCUGAGCGACCGCGCCCAGCCGGAGGCAAGGAAGAAACGGCCGCGGAAGCCCAAGAGGAGGAGCAUGAGGAGGCAGCUGCCACACAGGUGGAGCCCCCUGCCGGUGAGGAAGCCCAACAGUGACAUGCAGCCACCAUCAAAUCCCCCUACACCACCCCCAGACUCUUCUCUGUCAGACCUGCCCUCGUCGAAGCAGCAGACAGAUUCCGCCGCUGCACUCUGACCACCACAGCCACAACAUGACAUGACAAUACAUAAAGAGCCCCAAACAACAAACCUGACACUCAAGCAACAUGCAAACCAAAUCCACAUCCCACUUCACAAGUCAACAAGUGACCCCUGCUUUUUGCGUUUGACCUCGCAAUGUCAGCCCAGGAACUUUGCUUUGUUACUUUGUGAUGUGACAAAGCUCAAUAGAUAUUUGCUCAGGACAGAAAUCUCCACAACAGAUGAAUUAUGGCUGUUUUCCUCCACAGAGAAACUCCAGGUUUUUCCUCAAAAAAUAAUCUAAAAAGACAAAUGGGCCUUUUAGAAUGAGUGAAUAAUAUUUGACUUUAAAACCGUCCACACCUGCCGUAAAUAGUUGGCCGGGAGUUCUCAAGGUUUCAGGAGGCAAUGAGUCACAUCAUGAUCCAGACAUCAUUACACAUAAUUAUCCUCUAAGUUAAUCUGACUUCGAUGCUGCUCUGACAGAUUCUUCACUAAGUGUCCGAUUUAAGGUGGAUUUGUGAGGCUCACAUUUGACGAGGGACUAACAGCCUUAAAUUCAGUGCAGGGUUUUACAGCUGAGGUGUAGGCCACUUCCACAAACAUCAAAAAUGACGUCACGAAAUUUCAAAUUAAAAGGGAAAAUUAACAGAGGAAAGAUUUUACACGGCAGGUGCCAUAAUGCUGUUUAGGCCACCAUCUACUAACGAAGAUUAUCACAAGUUCUUCAUGGUGUCUUUUCACCUCAAAUUAAAAGACAUUCCUGUGGUAAAACCCUGUGGUGGGUGGAGGAAGUGAACCACAACAACCGUACGUCAGAGUUCAUGCUCAAACCGUCAAACAAGUCCUGACCCAUUAAAGCCUUCAAUCUUAAAACUGUCCAAAAGUUUGAAGGACAAAAUGGACGACCAACAACGUUAUUUAAUCUGCUGGUUCAUGAAAUGACUCUUGAAUGUUUUUCAUUGUUCAGUUUGUGUCCACCGCUUUGUGUUCAAAUGUUUGUGCUGCUUUACACCAUGACAAGUAUCUUCGUGUGUUCGCCUCAGAUAGAAGUGGUCAGAGAGAUAAACUCGAGCAAAGUUAUUUCAAAUGUUGUGGUGUUUACCAACUGUGCCAUCGAGUGCUCGUCGACUUGAAGUGCUUUUGGUCGUCGGCUGAACUCUGUGAGCUGCCUCGUAUUCUCCUCCAGCGACACAUUAAAGUGAUUAUUGAUGAUCAGAUCUCUAUUAAAACACACACACUGUUAUUUGACACUAACAUUACUUGUCUGUGCAGAUGCCUUUAGGAUUUUUUUUAUAUUAUUGUGACAGAAUGGAGCUUUAUUUUCUCAUUUAUUUUACUUCUUACUCGUUCCAGUGCACGUUGAUGACACAUCACACCUCCAGCCAAUGGCUUUACACUGUUCGUCUGAUCAAAUGGUCACAGCUCAUCGCACAUGUCAGGCUCGUAAACAAAGAUGGAAACAGUGCGGGUUUCGAGGACUUUAGACAAUAAAGGCGAUCAAAUUUUUUACGAGGCUGGUUUGUUGGACUUCAGGGAUGCACACAAAGACUUACAGUGAAUGUAAUCAAAAACUUAAAGUUGAAAAAGUGUGAAUAUACUACUUACUAUUUCUAAACUGUAUCGGAGUGUGUUCAUGCUGGAAAGUGACAAAAUUCUGAAUACUCAAAAUAGUUCUCGAAAACUUCUUGGAAAACAUAAAGUGGAAAGACCUGUUGCUUUCUCUUCAAUUGACAUAUCUCUUGUAGUAUAUAUAUACAAAUUUAAAACAUGUGCAGAGCAACAUUUAGUUUACUGUGCUACUACCAGGGUUUCUGCAGGGUCUUAAAGCGUUUUAAGCGUUUACAAGAGAGUUAAAUUGAAUAAUUAGAAUUCUAGGCUUCUAAAAGUCUUAAAUAAGUUUUAGGCAGGUCUUAGUUGUGUUAAUGUUCAUUUAACACCACCUCCAUCAUGCUUUACAAUAUUGUUUGGAUGGCAUACAUAGUUUGUUAUGUCUGUGUGUUGUUCUUUCUCAAUGAUACAGCACCUUUUUUUUUUUAUUUGCACAAUGUAUUAAAACAAUAACUCUGGAUACCUGA
This is a messenger RNA of Platichthys flesus (European flounder), 4249 nucleotides long. RefSeq names its product potassium channel, subfamily K, member 4a (gene kcnk4a). The record is from RefSeq and is a predicted model, not a curated record. The transcript has 6 exons. Gene Ontology annotation, biological process: potassium ion transmembrane transport; stabilization of membrane potential. Gene Ontology annotation, cellular component: membrane. Gene Ontology annotation, molecular function: potassium ion leak channel activity. The coding region runs from base 301 to 2187 and encodes 628 amino acids. Lineage: Eukaryota; Metazoa; Chordata; Actinopteri; Pleuronectiformes; Pleuronectidae.